UUUCACAAAGUUGCUUGACAUCAAAACUUUUAUCCUUACAUGCUUCACUGAUCCUGUGGCGAUGAAAAUUGACAUCCAUAGUCAUAUUCUACCAAAAGAAUGGCCAGAUCUAGAAAAGAGGUUUGGCUAUGGAGGCUGGGUGCAGCUCCAACACCACAGCAAGGGAGAAGCAAAGAUGUUGAAAGAUGGGAAGGUCUUCAGAGUGGUGCAAGAGAAUUGCUGGGAUCCAGAAGUUCGUGUUAGAGAAAUGGACCAAAAAGGAGUAACAGUGCAAGCCCUUUCCACAGUUCCUGUCAUGUUUAGCUACUGGGCCAAACCUCAGGACACUUUAAACCUAUGCCAGCUUUUAAACAAUGACCUUGCCACCACCGUUGCGAACUACCCCAGGAGGUUUGUGGGUCUGGGGACGUUGCCCAUGCAGGCCCCUGAGCUGGCAGUCAAGGAGAUGGAGCGCUGUGUGAAAGAGCUGGGCUUUCCUGGGGUCCAAAUUGGCUCCCACGUCAACGAGUGGGACCUGAACGCGCGGGAGCUCUUUCCUGUCUAUGCGGCAGCUGAAAGGCUGAAGUGUUCCUUGUUCGUGCAUCCCUGGGACAUGCAGAUGGAUGGACGAAUGGCCAAAUACUGGCUCCCUUGGCUCAUAGGAAUGCCAACAGAGACCACAAUAGCCAUUUGUUCCAUGAUCAUGGGUGGAGUGUUUGAGAAGUUUCCUAAACUGAAAGUGUGUUUCGCACAUGGCGGUGGUACCUUCCCCUUCACAGUGGGAAGAAUCUCCCAUGGAUUUAGCAUGCGCCCAGAUCUGUGUGCCCAGGACAACCCAACGAACCCAAAGAAAUACCUCGGUUCCUUUUACACAGAUGCUUUGGUUCAUGAUCCUCUGUCCCUCAAGCUGUUAACAGAUGUCAUAGGAAAGGACAAAGUGAUUUUGGGAACUGAUUACCCCUUUCCACUAGGUGAGCUGGAACCUGGGAAACUAAUAGAGUCCAUGGAAGAAUUUGAUGAAGAAACAAAGAAUAAACUCAAAGCUGACAAUGCCCUGGCAUUUUUGGGUCUUGAGAGAAAACGAUUUGAAUGACUGAAUUUACUACAAAGGCAAACUUUCAAAUGAAUAUCUCAUUUUUGUUUUUAAAUAUGUAUCAACAGGCAUUAACAAAAUCCUAUUUUACUCAGAAAUAGAAUGUCUCAAAUAUCCUAAAUUAUUCAUAACAAAAAUGAUUCAUAAGUUUUCAUUCUGAAAAGCAGUACAUUAUUUCAUGUGCAAAUCAAAAAUGAUUUCCCCAGUGCCCUUUUAAUUAAUCUGAGGAAAUACAAAAUAAAAUGUCAAUAAUGAUUUAUAUGGAGAAAGAUUCAUCCUAGAGAGCUCAGGUAGGUUGUCCAUUUUGAAUAAAGAGAUGUGAAUUGGACUCAAAUAACCUGUUCCAUCCACCUUUAAACACUUACCAUUAGCCCAGAAUUGGGCUGGAAAUGCUUUAGCCUCCCCAAAAUAAAUAACAUGAAUUUAGAAUAUCCAUAACCUCAGGGAGCUUCCAAUUAAGGACUUAAGACAUGUUCAUGGAAUAAUUACUAAGCUAUAAAUUUGACUUUGAGUAUCAAUGAAGUUUCAUUAAGAGGAAUUACUUUGGCCUAAAACUGUUGAGCAGAUCUUCACAGAGAUUGGAACUUGAGAGUACAGGAGAUGAAUAUGGCAUUUUUAAGGUUAGAGGAUGAGUAACAGGAAGGCAAAACUAUGGGAACACAGCUGUGGUUUCAGAGUGAAUGAGACAUCCAUUUUGGAGAAAAGUUUUUGUCUAUAAUUUUACUUCUACCAGAAGCUCUUUUUAUUUAAAAUACUGAGCAGAAUAUAUAAAGCUAGCUCUGGAAAGUUAAUAGGGUAAUACGAGGGUAGCCUUGUUUUAACCAUUUCAUUUACAGCCCCACUUGGGCUGCUGAAAAGGAACUUGGUCCUGGAAUGGUUGAUGAACAUCUAUGAUUCAUCUACCUCUGGCUGAACUCUAAAAUCAAACAUGAUUUUUCAAAACUACCCUCUUGCUUUGGAUUCAUUCAUACUUCUUUUCCCUUCCAUUCAUCUAGAAAAUCAAGAGUUGAGUAUUCAAAAUGCCAAGGGACAAAAGAGAGAAUAGAAAUUAAAAAUAAAAAGAGUUGAGUAUUAACAUGUAAUUUGUGCUGACCCCUCUCCAGAAUAAAGAUGAGAUCUAAUUCUUA
Messenger RNA from Cebus imitator (Panamanian white-faced capuchin), 2199 nucleotides. It is a transcript of the gene ACMSD, whose product is annotated as aminocarboxymuconate semialdehyde decarboxylase. The coding region runs from base 62 to 1072 and encodes 336 amino acids. Gene Ontology annotation, biological process: secondary metabolic process. Gene Ontology annotation, molecular function: hydrolase activity; carboxy-lyase activity. The transcript has 10 exons. Gene Ontology annotation, cellular component: cytosol; cytoplasm. The record is from RefSeq and is a predicted model, not a curated record. Lineage: Eukaryota; Metazoa; Chordata; Mammalia; Primates; Cebidae.